Sphenostylis stenocarpa is the source of this 636-nucleotide messenger RNA. NCBI's taxonomy places the organism in Eukaryota, Viridiplantae, Streptophyta, Magnoliopsida, Fabales, Fabaceae. The record is from the annotation of a GenBank genome assembly.
AGAUUUGGUCAUUGGUUACUGAUAAGAAUGAAUGUGGUGGGCAAAGUUGGAAGCUUGAUAACCCAAGGUGUUUAUUUAGUUGCUACUCCUUUUCAUUCCUUUGGUAGGGCAGUUGAUGUCAUUGUUGUUCAGCAGCCAGAUGGCAAGUUUCGGUGCACACCGUGGUAUGUUCGCUUCAGAAAGUUUCAAGGUAUGCUCAAAGGUGCUGAAAAGGUGGUUCGGAUAAACGUCAAUGGGGUUGAAGCACACUCCCACAUGUAUCUUGACAAUUCGGGGGAGGCUUAUUUUGUAAAAGAGGUGGAUGAUGAAGAUGUUAUUUCUACUGGUAGUUAUGUCACUAAGGUUGGUGAUGGUACUUCUGGGCUCCUGUUGGAAACUCAAAGAAAGGAUGAAAAAAAUUGUUGGACUAAGGAAACCAUAGUGAUUAGAAGUCAAGAAGAUAAUCAUUUGCACACUGUUUCAGAAGAUGUUGUAUCUUGUAUAAAGACAGAGAGUGUCUUAACAAAUUGUUUGGAAUUACACCAGUUUGCUCAGCAGGCUGGAAAUGCUGAUUUACAAAAUGUAGGUUCUUCAUUGGAUGAUAGAAAUUCAGUAGAGGAAUCCAAUGCAAAUGGUUCAAUUACUGAUUGGGUUAUG